Messenger RNA from Porites lobata, 345 nucleotides. Lineage: Eukaryota; Metazoa; Cnidaria; Anthozoa; Scleractinia; Poritidae. The record is from the annotation of a GenBank genome assembly.
AUGGCAAACUUUGGUCUUUCUGAACAUCAACGAAUAUUGGAGAAGCUUUGCCGAAUUUGUGGGGAGCGGUUGAAGAAGGCCAAAGAUAAGUACGAGGACAGUUUUCUUUGUGCAGAUAAGAGAGAGAUUAUUUUCACGGCCUUUGGUGUAAAGAUUCGAGGAGACGACCUCGACAAAUGCCCUCCUAAAUUCUGCCACAAGAGCUACAAGCUUGCUUCAAGAGGAGGCACACGUUUUGCAAUAAAUGCUUGGCCUCCACACAAGCGAUCUGGCAAUUGUGUUAUAUGCAGUUCCUACAAGGAAACAAGGACCAACAAAAGCCUGGAAGCCUGGAGUGAAGCCUAA